GUCAGACGGGCUGUGACCGUUGUGAGGCUCGCGUGCUGCAGUUUAACUUUAAAGUCUACCUGACAGAGGAUCCACGGUGAACCGACAACAUGUCCCACACCGUCAUCACCACGACCACCACGACCCGGACCCACGGGGACCGGCUCCUGGACCUGGGCUACACCAGGACCAUCCCGGGACUGCUGAAGAUCGGACAGAUGGUGGCUCUGCUCGUGGCGUUCCUGUGCGUCCGCUGUGCUCGGGGUUGGCCCAGCUGGGCGGCCUUCCAGUACUUUGAGGUGGUGUCUCUUUGGUUCCUCAUAGCCCUCCUCGUCUUCUUCCUCAUGCAUGUGUUCAGGCUGCAGGAGAAGAUGCCGUGCAUCAACUGGCCUCUAACGGAGUUCUUUCAUUACUCCGUCGGGUCGGUCCUCGUCCUGAUUGCCGCCAUUGUUGCAGCUGUGAAGAGUGCAGGAGUUUCAGCACUGGUGGUGGCUUCGGUAUUUGGGUUCAUCGCCACGUUUCUGAUGGCUGUUAGUUUGUGGUCCACCUACAGUGUCACCUGUGGCGUCCAUCAGACAGGUGCAGCAGUGUAGUGAUCUCCGCUCCAUGAAGGAAUCCAACGGCUGUGUGGGCAGUUUCCUGGAGUCCUGGAGUCCUGGAUGCCUGGAGUCCCGGGGGAUCCUGGAGUCCUGGAGUCCUGGAUGCCUGGAGUCCUGGAGUCCUGGAGUCCUGGAGUCCUGGAUGCCUGGGGUCCUGGAUGACUGGAGUCCUGGAGUAUUUUCUGCCUAGCAACAACCUGGAUCUUCAAAUGUGAUUGGAUUAGAAUUCGUAGAGCUGCAGAGGUGAUAGAAACACUGAUCCAGGACCCACAUCAACAUCCCCGAUCAUCACGGUAAAUCCGGAGAGGACUGUAGUUCCAGUGUUACUCAGAUACCCAGAAUUCAUUUUGUUCUCUGUCAUCUCAAGGUGCUUGGUGUCAGAAUUUAACCAUCCAUGUAACAUGUCUGGUAAAAUCAGAAUCUGAGUGACACCGAGAUGACAACAGUCACUCACAUGGUAUUACUGUAAUGACUACAUUUCCCACAAUCCCUGCUGCUCCCGCUCUGAC
This is a messenger RNA of Notolabrus celidotus (New Zealand spotty), 1087 nucleotides long. Its product is annotated as CKLF-like MARVEL transmembrane domain-containing protein 7. Lineage: Eukaryota; Metazoa; Chordata; Actinopteri; Labriformes; Labridae. The coding region runs from base 90 to 572 and encodes 160 amino acids. The record is from RefSeq and is a predicted model, not a curated record. The transcript is spliced from 5 exons. Gene Ontology annotation, cellular component: membrane.